This is a messenger RNA of Neurospora crassa OR74A, 6981 nucleotides long. RefSeq names its product PAP/25A associated domain family protein. The record is from RefSeq and is a predicted model, not a curated record. NCBI's taxonomy places the organism in Eukaryota, Fungi, Ascomycota, Sordariomycetes, Sordariales, Sordariaceae. The transcript has 4 exons. Gene Ontology annotation, biological process: RNA 3'-end processing. Gene Ontology annotation, molecular function: nucleotidyltransferase activity. Bases 1581 to 5438 code for a protein of 1285 amino acids.
CGACUGUGGAGGUACCGACUGCCGUCACCAUUUCUUUCUCUCGACUCCUUCCGGUCUUGAACUCGUCGGUAUCUCUUUCUGCACCUCUGACAUCCAAGCAGAGCAGGGUCAGAUCGCAUUACUUUGACCUCCUUCCCGUCCUGUCGAGAUUCAGUGACCAGGUUGACGCUUGACGGUCGACACCACCUAUCCGUCACCUCUGUCGCUGCACCUUACCUCACUUCACUCACCCGCUCGCACUGCACCCACCACGGCAUUGCACAUUCGUCUGGAUUGGAAUUUCGUCCAAACCGGAGCGGCGCUUUCAACUGAUCUUCCGCUUCCCGCCCACAACCACGCAACCACCCACUCAGGUUCAGCGAAGCGAACUGCGAAGCGGUAGAGGCACUUCAAGGCACCUCCUCCUCCACCACUCACGCAUUACAUUCCCGCACCGCACCGCACCGAACACCGACAUCACCCUUUAUUCCACUUCGUCGCUCGUCGGUGUCGUCUCGUCGUCUUUGCUGCUCUGCCUCUCCCACUCAUCCUCGACAACGUCGGCGACCCACUGGCUUUCUUCGACCGCCUGCCUGCUCUCGAGAUCGAUCGCUCGCCCUACGCCAGCAUCAAUUCUUUCCCUUUUUCCCCCUGUCGACACAAAGACCGCCCGUGGUUGGUUCUGCUCCUCAAUCCCGGGCUCACCGGCAUUUGUUCUUAGGGACCUCAACGCGUCGGCCUGGAAUCCUUUCCUCUCGAUUAUUUCCACCACGCCUUUUUUUCACCCUUAUUUCUUUUACGCCAUUCGAGAGAUAUUCCGUCCGAACGACGCCGAGCACCUCCCGAAUGUUCUAGCUUUGAUACCCUACUUGCGCAUAUUUGCCUUUACACGCCCACUCUACUCUGCGGUCGCUCCGAGUGUGCAUUUUCGCAGAUUUGCUCGAAUAUCACAGUCAUCGGUCGUUCAGCCUGAUUUUCCCGGCUCGCAACAGCUUGCUGUGAUCCACGACUUGUUCCUCGACCUGACGCGCUCGUCGACCGACCUACAAUCGUCCCUCCGUUCGUCUCCGAUCCUCUCGACCCUAUCCUUCUCUUCUCGGUAACCCCGUUCUCGAACCGGUCAGCAACGUGCGAACAGGGUGUUCCCGAGGCGAUCGUGUUUAGACCAGGAUAAGGGAUUUGGUGUCUGGAACGGCUAUCCUGGAACUGAAAGGUUGUCUUCACGAGACUCGCCACAGUGGACGGUUAGUUGCCGCGGGACACUUUAACCUUCGGACAAGAACGUGUGCUUGCGAACUUGACACUCGUGCUCUGGAAGCGAUUUUGAGGUCUGCGCCAAAGCGCUAGCGGCGAGCGAUAACGUACCAGUUGGUCGUUGGAAAAUAGACGAAGCGUCUCUUUCAAGCGUGCAUUCUGCGCUUAGCGAAGAGUACAUAACCUUAACCGCGUUGCCUUAGUGAACGAGCAAAGCACAUAACGUCUGUACAUUUCUCAGCGUGCCUUCUACGUAUCAAGCAUUGUGCCGCCCACGCCCGUUCAACCCUCAGAUCUGAACCGCAGGCCGGACUUGCACCGAGAGCAGAUCCUGACCAUAACCUUUGAUGGACGCCCAGCCGGCCGCGGCUGAACUCAAGCAUCAUUAUCAAACAAACCUGUGGACGCGUCUACCCGCCGAACCUGCGAUAUCGAAGACGACCUCGAUUUACGCUCCAGAGUCUGUCAUUGCAUACUUUCCCUCUCAUCUCGAGCUCUUGCCGAUUCUGCUCCCGCAACACUUGAGCAUCUCCCAGGAUAAGCUGCAGUACUAUAACAGGCUUGUUUCUUCCAGCCGAGGAGGCGGCAGUUGUCUGGAUACCUUACAAUCGCCGACUGCGAUUUCGUUGACGCAAUCUCAGCCUGUCGCGCGGUCGAAAUCAUCUUCCAAGGUGUCGACCAAGGACGGCUUGUCCGGGAAGCUCAGCGUCCUGAGCUGUCAUGGGAAUAGGACAGUCAAGCACACAGAAAACGCCGAACGUGUGCCUAUAACAUCCGCAAAGGAAAUGUCAGUCAAGAUGUCGGGAAAGAAACAACCAGAUCAGAAUGGUCUGCACGGCCUACCCGCCCGACCGCCGCUCCCAACCGACCAGAUGAAUCAUCUUCCAGCUACGGUAACCAGCUCAGUACCAUCUACACCUCAUCAACACGCAAGGAAAUUCUCGUUCGAGUCCCGUGAUCCAUCCCCUGGCGCCACACAGAACCAUUCGCCCCGUUCUGCAUAUUCGGAGACAAAUGGUAACGUGCCAUCACUUCGGCCGCUGCCUCCCAGGUUAGGGGGCUGUCGCUUCGAGACCGCCAUUCCAUUCUCUAGACGACGAAUGCCAUACAGUAUUGGAGCGGAUAGACUGGAUCCGGUUGAUCCAGACAAGAUUAAGAGCAGGCUAGCAGAGGACCAUGAGGCGAAACUCACAACAACCCUGCGCGAACUAUAUGACAGUCUAAUACCAACCCCAGAGGUGGAGCGCAAGAGGAAAAAGCUGGUACAAAAGCUGGAGAAGAUAUUAAACGAUGAGUGGCCUGGACACGAUAUUCAAGUAAACCUUUUCGGAUCUUCAGGCAAUCUGCUAUGUUCUGACGACUCUGACGUGGAUAUUUGCAUCACAACCCCAUGGAAAGAAUUGGAGAGCGUCUGCAUGAUCGCUGAGUUACUCCAUAAACAUGGCAUGGAGAAGGUCGUUUGUGUCUCGUCAGCAAAGGUACCAAUUGUCAAGAUAUGGGAUCCCGAGCUCCAACUAGCAUGUGAUAUGAAUGUCAACAAUACACUGGCACUGGAGAAUACCAGGAUGGUGCGUACGUACGUCGAAAUUGACGAACGCGUGCGGCCUUUGGCCAUGAUCAUCAAGUAUUGGACAAGGAGGAGGAUAAUUAAUGAUGCAGCAUUUGGUGGCACAUUAAGUUCUUAUACAUGGAUAUGCUUGACUAUUGCAUUUCUACAAUUACGGGACCCUCCAGUUCUCCCAGCACUUCACCAAGAAAACAGCCUCAAGCUUCUGAGGCCAGAUGGGACAAAGAGCGACUUUGCUGAUGACAUCGACAAGUUACGCGGAUUUGGGGACAAGAACAAGGACAGCUUAGCGGCUCUUCUUUUCAACUUCUUCCGUUUCUAUGCGCACGAGUUUGACUACGACAAGUAUGCAUUGUCAAUACGCACCGGCAAGCUCCUGAGUAAAGUUGAGAAACGCUGGCAUAUUGGUGUUAACAAUAUGCUCUGCGUGGAGGAGCCAUUCAACACCAUGCGCAAUCUUGGGAAUACAGCCGACGACACGUCUUUCCGGGGUCUCCACAUGGAGCUACGUCGGGCAUUUGAACUGAUUGCCGACGGCAAAUUCGAGGAAUGCUGUGAGCAAUACGUAUUCCCCAAGGAGGAGGAAAGGACUAUCUUCCAGAAACCGGCCAGUACAUCUAGGCCAAUCUUGGUUAGAAGCUCUUCGCAGACGCACUCAAGUCGAAACCCACGGAAUGGCGGCUUUCGAAACGCACGACAAUACAAUCGGAACGGAAACGCCGGUCGCCGGGGCUCAUCGAGUGUGACACACGAUCCCAAUUCAACCUAUGUGCCGGCCGGAAUUCCAGGGCAGAUGGCUUCGCCUGAGUUUCUGCAGUGGUAUCACCAGCACGGGAUACCUCCCGAAGUCUACGCAUCCCAGCUCAACGCACUGAGUCAACAACAACAGCAGCACCAGCAACAACAAGAUAGUAUCCGAUAUCAGCUGUUCGCGCACUCACAGCAAAUAAAUCAACAGCAGUUGCUCGCCCAUGCUAACAGGACGAGGGCAGGCGGCUCACAGAACACCGAUAGGUCUCGGACGAACUCUUUUGAUAAUCUCCCGACGAGUCCUCCAGUACGGCCUGAGCAACUACUCUACGGUUACGCAUUUCCGUUGCAGAAUCCCGCCUAUUUCCAUCCGGCACUACAGACAUAUCCGUCCUCCCCUGUGACGGCAGCUGCGACAGCUGGUGGAGGGCCCGAGUAUAGGCGAAGCCUCCAUCGAAAUGCUGCGGCUAGUGAGUCCGGCGCUUCUACUGGUAGCGGUACGCUCAGGUCUCAAUCCCAACCAGCGUCGAGGACCCCUACUGCCUCUACUCAGAACAUGACGGGCUAUCUCGGGACAAGUCAGCCUUCAGUUGGAAUUCCUAUUCCAUUCCCGCGGAUGGCAAUGCCACAUUACGUGCCAGACGAAGCGAUAGAUUCGGAUAUUGAUCUUGCGUCAGCUAACAGUGUGACCGAUUCCCCGCCCGAGGAAGACGGUUCGCGUUACAACCACUUUUUCAUGCACGGAGGCUCCAGUCCUGUCGCGAAUGGUACUCACGGCAUCAUACCUUCCCUUGGUGAACUGACGCUCGACAAUGAGACUCGCCACCGACUGUCGAGUGACCAGCUGCCUCAGUCGGUCCUUGACAGAAGAAUGAAGCGCACCUCACGGUCUCCCUCGCCUCUGGGCCACAGUAGAACCCCAUCAGUUGGAAAUAGUUCUGCGCCAUCGGCGCCCGUUUCGCAAACCAAUGGCAAGCUCGCUCCCAGCCGUGGGCCUCUGGUUGUUAAUGGCUCGAUGGGCAAAACCAAACCUGCUUCAAGUGUCUCUCGUCAACCACUACCUGUUGCAGAGCCUCCGGUCCCGGAAGAUGCGACUUAUGAGAAUCCUGUUUACAUACACCAAGGGUUCUACAAUGGGGGUUGGACCGAGCCGACCAACUUCCAUUUGCCCACUGUCACUGGUCACAACCCUGCUCAGUUCCCGGACCGGCCAGUAAUUGUAAAUAGUACUACAGCUACCCGGUCUCCAGCCUCGUCCAAGAACAUGGGGGACGCGUCAUUCCAGCAGCGCAUCGCAAUGGCCAACAGUUUCCAUCCCGGCAUUCCAUACGCGCCACUGACCAGCGAUACCACUUCGUCGCCCGGAUUAUCUCCUCCCAAUGGUGAUCGUAUGAGAUCAAUAGCUCGCCAACAGAACGGGAUAGCGCCCCUUGAUCUUGCUGCUGGCAGCUUUGGCGUCUCUCAAGAUUUGCAACAUCUUUCACCGGUUUAUGAGGCGCGAACACCAUCGCCCACCCUCAUGCGAAAGUAUGAAUCCUCGCUAGGUGUUUCCACGCCAACCCUCGAGUCUACAAACGGGUCUCGUUCAGAACGUUCAGAUACCUGGAGAUCAGGACAGAAGACGUCGCCGGUGAAAUCCCCGCCAGCAGGCCCUGCAGCAAAACUCGACUCUGUAACCCGCUCGCCGGUUCUGGAUCAGCGAAGUAAUGGCACUUCCAGGGGCAAUGGGCACUUGCGGAAUGGGAACAAGGGUCAGAGUGAGGGGCUCAGUGACUGGCAAAAGUCUAAGCCUCGCAAGAAGGGCAUGGCUGAUUUGAAACAUGCCGCGAGUACCUUUGCCCAGAGCGAGCAGGUGCCCAAAAAUGACGGAGACCGAAGAGGUGGUUGAUCAUUCAACGUGCACGGCAUAUUGACCCGGGGAUGAUCCUCAGUUCCGUUUUGUCGGACGAAAAACUAACCGCGUGUUACAUCCGAGCACUUGAAAUCUGGGACGUUGGCUUUCUUGGAUACGUAUCCUAGUCUGGCUUCGUCCAUCUGAAGUUUAAGCCCAUAUUGGACACAUAGUUCAGGAUUAUAGCACAAGCUCGGAUGACACAUGCUGCCUGGCUGAAGAUGGAUCUGCUUGUCCAUUCCAUGUUGCUGCUGUUCAACGACGAACCUCAAUUAUGGAAAGUCUUAUGGAUGCUCACCGUUCUGAUCACUCUUCGGACUCUACAACAACUGGAGACUGGUCAAGCUUCCCUGACGGAUAGUCGUAUUCCAUAAACGAGUUAUCUAUCUGCAGACUUCGAAAUCGGCGGAUUCAUCAGCAUAUAGCAUCUUUAUUUCAUUUUACAAAAGCGAAACGACUAUGCUGCAUCAUUUGCGGACUUAAGAUGGACCGAUGAACUCGGUCCUGAUGAAAAUAGGGGAACUGGGAGGGUUCUGUUCGGUUUUGCUUGGCCCUUAUUAAUGUCAUUCCUGUUAUCGUCGGUGUCGGUUGGCUUAGGCCAUAUGCACUGCAUUUCACACAUUCGAACGCAUUUACAGAGGAGCGUUUCUCUUAAACAAGGCGGGCUGGCGAAAAGCUUCAAGGAUAUAGCACUGGGGUCAUGACUUCAUUUGGGAUCAUGCUGUGGCUUCUUUGUUUGGUUGUUGAGGCAUCAUUGACCGGCCUAAAUGAUAUCGUUGCUUCAUCUGGAGGUUUUUCUUCUCUCAUUCCCUUGCUCUACCCCAUCUCCCAUCUUCUCUCUCUCCGAAGUUUUCAAUAUUUUUGCCGCAAACCCACCCCUCGGGUUGAGGGACUUCCUGCCCGUUAUUUUGAGGGACCUACUUCCAGUGGGAAUGUUGACUGCAUCCGCAUAACGUCUUGUUUAUCCGAGACCACACCGAUUUUGUAACCCGGCCUCGCUAUGACCACUUCAGACUUCAUCUAGGAUGCCGUUAGCAGUUCACCAUUUGGAACAUGGGAAACAGGAAAAGGGAGGGAAACGUUGCUUGCAAACGAAAAAAAAGCGAACACCAAAAAAAAGCUGAGCACGCAUGGGAAACAAGAGGGGGAGGAUCAGAGCAAAAUUUCGGGUUAUUUUCAUUGUCCGUCUUUCCUUGCACACUUGUUUGGUUUCACAUUUGAUACCAGAGUAUAUUAGACCCGAACAACAAAGUUCAAAACACAAAGUUUGAUUAGAUCAUGGAAUGGCAGUGGAUAUGGGUGUGUACAUUUUUUCUUUCUUUCACCUUCAUGGAAGGGAUGAUUCGGGGAAGGGAAAGGGAUUAGGUUCAUUGGGUUAUACUGGUCUGGUUUCUGGCUUCCGUUUCUGGGUCAACGCAAUGCGAACAUGUAAAGAGAAUAAAGAAGACGACGACGACGAAGAAGAAGCAUAAGAUAAAGUAGUCAAAAAGCAAGUAUAAAAAACGAAACAAAUAAAAAAAAAGUGGUAAAAAGAUUCAAA